AUGUCUGCUUCCUCUUCUCCGGUAAAAACCUCAAAUUCUAAACCACUAAACCCAUCAGCUUUAAGCUACGAGCCUCAAUCCAUGCAACUGAUUGCUAAGCCCCAUUAUCCGCAAGAUAAAAUUUACCUGCCUCAUCAGUUUCCCUUGGAAAGGAGCCAAAAUGAAGCUCCCUUACAUCUCCCUCAGCUUCAGAUAUCAGUACCGCAAUCGGUAUUUUUACCCGUUGUGUUGCCUGACUUCUGUCCCCGUCCAAGCUUUGGAUAUUAUUCUCCCUGGUGCUGGGAUAAUAAGGAAGAGUGUUUGAGCUUAUAUAACUCAGAGAAGCAGCCACAUCCUCGGAUUAAAGUUUUCAAUAGCCCAAAUUCUAUUUCAUAUGAUGGUAUGAACUAUGGGUCGGAGGGGAUCGUUGGAAAUAAGAAGAAAGGUAAAUGUGGGUAUGUUCCUCCUAGGUUGAAGCCUCGGAGUGGGUAUCCCAUGCAUAGCCCGGUUUGGGUCCCCAGAAAAGCAGAUGAUGAGAAGAUCGAAGCCAGUUCUAAUGGUCAUGGGGGUGGUUGUCCUUUAUGUCCUCCUGUACCCGCUGAGGAACAGAUGAAAUUUGAUGGAAAGACUUCUGUGAUGAUCAAAAACGUUCCUAAUCACUUCAAAAGGAGUAACUUGCAGCGCAUGCUGGAUCGUUUCUGUCAGACUGAAAAUAGAAAAGCUCUGCCAGUGUCUAAUUGCUGCAAAUCAGCAUAUGAUUUUCUUUAUCUGCCCAUGGACUUUGGGUUUCAUUUGAAUCUGGGCUUUGCUUUUGUGAAUUUCACGAGUCCUGAUGCUGCGUCAAGGUUUUCUAGGGCCUUUAGCCACCGAGAAUGGAGCUAUGGAGACACUAGGAGUAAGAUCUGUGAAAUUGCUGUCGCCAAGCUGCAGGGAAAAGACGCGUUGAAGGAACAAUUUGAGAGGUCAAGCUUUCCGUGCCAUACAACUGAUUACCUGCCCGUUGUCUUUUCUCCCCCACGGGAUGGUUUCACCCGGUCGAGGCCAACCAUUGUUGGCAGACGAACCCACGCAUCUGCUACUUCAAAGGGUGAAAGGGUCAUGAUCAUGACCCAAAGGAAGAACAGGAAAGCUUGA
Messenger RNA from Theobroma umbraticum, 1113 nucleotides. RefSeq names its product MEI2 C-terminal RRM only like 1 (gene MCT1). The record is from RefSeq and is a predicted model, not a curated record. Lineage: Eukaryota; Viridiplantae; Streptophyta; Magnoliopsida; Malvales; Malvaceae. Gene Ontology annotation, molecular function: nucleic acid binding.